Molecule: messenger RNA, 2893 nt
Organism: Aethalodelphis obliquidens (Pacific white-sided dolphin)
Lineage: Eukaryota; Metazoa; Chordata; Mammalia; Artiodactyla; Delphinidae
Gene: FYRD1
Product: transforming growth factor beta regulator 1
Exons: 9
Coding region: 219-1319 (366 amino acids)
Biological process (GO): regulation of cell cycle
Cellular component (GO): nucleus
Source: RefSeq, a predicted model, not a curated record
UUCCGAGGCAGAUGCGGAAGUGCAGGGAGGCACCGGGAGCCGGGUUUGGUUGCAGGAUUUGCGGUCGAGCCCUGCGCCUCGUGAAUGUUCUAGAGAGGUCGAUUCCUAGCGGCCGGCUUCCACCAGCCCAGGCCAGACGUAGCCGGCGCUAGGGGCCACUCCUCGGCCGAGGAGCUGAUGACGGCCGCUCCCUGGAGCCCCCGUAGCGGGGCCGGACCAUGAGCCUGCUGGGCGGCCUGGCCUCCUCGCCGCGGGCCCCGCUGCAGUCCAGCAAGGCCAGGAUGAAAAAGCUCCCGAAGAAGAGCCAGAACGAGAAGUACCGGCUCAAGUACCUGCGGCUGCGCAAAGCGGCCAAAGCCACGGUGUUUGAAAAUGCUGCUAUUUGUGAUGAAAUUGCUCGUCUUGAGGAAAAAUUUCUUAAAGCUAAAGAAGAAAGACGGUACUUGCUAAAGAAGCUCCUUCAGCUCCAGGCUCUAACUGAAGGGGAAGCACAGGUUGCAGCUCCUUCCCACAGCUCCAGUUUGCCCCUGACUUACGGUGUGGCCAGCUCUGUGGGAACUAUCCAGGGAGCUGGGCCGCUUUCUGGGCCUAGCACUGGAGCUGAGGAACCAUUUGGAAAGAAAUCCAAGAAGGAGAAAAAAGAAAAAGGCAAAGAGAACAACAAACUGGAAGUUCUGAAGAAAACAUCCAAGAAAAAGAAAAUGGAGACAGGUGCUCGCAAGCUGGUUCAGCCCAUUGCCCUGGAUCCCUCAGGACGGCCUGUGUUCCCCAUCGGACUGGGGGGUCUAACAGUAUAUAGCCUGGGGGAGAUCAUCACCGACCGACCUGGCUUCCAUGACGAGGGCGCCAUCUACCCUGUGGGCUACUGCAGCACUCGGGUGUACGCCAGCAUGAAGAGCCCAGACCAGCAGUGUCUGUACACCUGUCAGAUCAAGGACGGUGGCACACAGCCUCAGUUUGAAAUUGUUCCUGAAGAUGACCCCCAGAAUGCCAUUGCCAGCUCUUCUGCAGACGCCUGUCAUGCAGAACUGCUCGAGACCAUAAGUGCUGCUAUGGGGAAACUAAUGCCCAACGUGCAUCCAUCUGGAGCUGACUUUUUUGGGUUUUCUCAUCCAGCCAUCCACAACCUGAUCCAGAGUUGUCCAGGAGCUCGAAAAUGCGUCAAUUACCAGUGGGUGAAGUUCGACGUGUGUAAACCUGGAGACAGUCUGCCGCCCCAAGGACAGCUAGAGAAUGAUGCAGCUACAAGCUUUGAAGCCUUUCAGAGACAGACCUUCCAUAAAGAUCACAAUGAUCCCAUUCUACAAGCAUUAAGGUAGAGGCAUACCACAACACCUAAUCCCAGCCAGGACAACUCCACGGUGCCUUGUGGGAUGCUUCGCUGCCCACCCAGCCCGGCCUGGAAUGGGAAGGAACAAAAGGACCCCGGAAGUAGAAGAAUGGGGAAGGCGGUGAGAACUGGAUUGUCACUGUGCUACCGUCCAUAGCUGCUAACGGGGGAGGAAACAAAUGGGCCUAGCAUCUUACAGGACUAUAUCUGGAUGGCAGAGGGAGGGAUCUGAUGCAGCAUUUAGAGCACAUCACACUGGCCACUGCAAAGUAUCAGAAACUAAAGUAACUAACACUAAUUUUAUGAUUCUUAUUUAUAGUCUUACAAGUUUGUAUAGCUUUUACAGUGCAAAAACAAUAGUAAAAUUUGGAUAAUAGCAAAUCAGGGAUAGAAAGGAGUUACGCAAAACUGUCAAUGUUUUUCGUUUUUCUUUUUUCUCUGCAUAAGGUGCCUGAAGCCAUUUGCACUUACACAGAAAUGGUAUAUGCUGCUUUUAUCACAUAACCAGUAUCUUUCCAUUCUGUUACAGCCUGAGUUAAUCACAGAUUCAAAGUGAGCGUCAUUCUAAGGACAUUAAAAAAAAUUUAUGUAAGUUAGUGCACGGUUUUCCUUUAAUUAAAGUAUUCAUUUUGUAGCUUUCCUAGAACAGUGUUUUUCAAACUACAAAUCUCAACACACUAGUUGUUCUUAAACUUAGGCAAUCAAGACCCACAUCUUUUAAAAUUAAAUUAGAAGACAAUUAGAACAUAUUGGAAUACAUCGCACGUCAAAGGUUGAAAGUGGUUUCAACUAUAGUGUGUAUAUAGGCGUUUAUAUACCAUUCACACAAUACACAUGGGGAUACAUGGAAUGAUGUAAAGUGUUUUUACUAUGGAUCAUCAUUUUAAGUAGCUUGAAAAACACUGCCCUAGCUAGCAUACUUAAAAAAUCUUUUCAUCUAUUGGAUUGUUGAAGAUAGUUUGACAACAUCCAAUGUCAGUGAAAAUGAGGGAGAAAAUGGGACUGUGCCUUGGUGGAAAUGUAAACUGUUGAACCCUUUGGGAGGGUUAAGCUAUAGGUGUCAAAAUGUUAAACAUAUUUAUCCUUAAACCUAUUAUUCCAUAUUCAGGACCCUAAGGAAUUAAGUGCGGGAUGGUGUUUGCAUGUAACAGUUAUCACAGUAUUUGUUUAAAACCCUCUAUGUCCACUGAUGGCAAAUUAGUUAAAGAAAAUAUGGAGCUCCCACAAACUGAAACAAACUAAAUCUGUUUUCACUUUACAUAGGAAAAUUAUUUCUCUAGAAUAAGUCAGAAACGCAGAUUACAAAAUAAUAUACCGUGUAGUAGUAUGUAAAAUGUGACCUAAACAAAUCAGGUGAUGUUCACCAAGAUAUUAAGUGUCUCCAAAUGAUGAAUUUUGUGGUGAUUUUUACUUACGUAUACUUUUCUUUAGCAUCCAAGUCUUCUUAGUGAUUAUGAAUUCGAUUUUUUCAAAUAGUAAAAAGUUAUUUUCAUUUGGGAAAGAAACUGAAUUCCCACAGAAUGUUUUAAAUUAUUCAACCAUUAAAAAUAAACUUUCAUAUGA